AUGAUGGAAACUGUGGAAGUUCGAAGUAAAAGUCUACUAAUCCAAUGGCUGAAUGUGAAGCCAAAUAGCCUUCUUAGCUGGCAAAUUCACGUGAAGCGGAAAAGUAUCAAAUACGAUAUUUACUACAAGCGAACGAAAGGAAGUUCAGAGGAUGACUAUAAAUCACCAGCCGUUUUAGACGCCAGACAACAACAACAAACCCAAGUAACUGAAGUUCAAAAGUUGAAUGCCAUUGGUCUUGAACUCUUUUACCAAGGCGAAAGGUGUAUGGCUGAAAAGCCCAACGACGGUUCUGUGUCCAUUGAGAAAGGUGGAUUAUAUGCUUUUGUUUUCGACAAUACUUUCUCUAAAACUACACCAAAAAUCAUAUCUUUUCUGCUCAGUGUCCAAUCGUUUCCAGGAUCAGUCCAGCAUAACAUAAACAGUAACGGUGCCCCGAAACAGCUGAUUUGUGGAACCCUUCUCAAAAAGCGGCGCAAAAAAGGCCAAGGAUAUGCUCGUCGUUACUUUACGUUGGAUAUGCUGGAAGGAACUCUUUCAUACUAUGCCAAUGCUCAUUCUUCUAUCAUGCGAGGAAAGCUGCCUCUCAGUAUCGCUGUUGUCAGUAUCUCUUCCGAAAGCCAUGAAAUUAACGUUGAUUCCGGCAUCGAAGUUUGGAAUCUCCGCGCUCAUACUCAUCACGACUGGUUAAGAUGGUGUAAUGCCCUAGAGCGUGCUAAAAAUACUCAGGCUUUUUCCAAAUUAACUGUUAGUGAACGAUCCCAGCAGUCAUCUUCCAAACAGCUCGAUUCCAUCUACUCCCGCCUUCGCGAAUGCUUGGAUAUCGCACAAACCCACCGGAUAGGUCGCUCUCGGUCUGCUAUUAAUCUCAACAUUCCCAACAUCCGGAUUCAAUUGCCCGACGAACACAUGACAAAUACUGGAAACCCAAGAGAGUCCAUGGAUGAAUCCUUUCCCGAAAACUCAUCCGCCGAAAUAACUCUCCGCAAAGUUACUCGCCAGCUUGGCUCUCUUUUACAUGAACUAGAAUGCUUUAUUCAACAUCAUGAGUUUACAAAAGAUCAAGUUCCCGUUACUUCCCCAUCCUCCCGUGUAUCCAUGGAUUCUACUGUAUCUCAUACGUGGUAUGAUGCCGAAGAUGACCCAGGCAUCAAUCAUGUAACAGACACUUUGGGAGACCUAAAUAAUUCAGAUGACUUGCUAAGCAGUGAUCGAACUACCAAAAAUUCUGAUCCCGAUAUUACCUUUGUCGAUGAUUCUCUUCAUAGAACGAGCAGCUAUGAAGAGGAUUCAGUUUCCGAUUCUUCUGUUUCAGACUUGUCCUCUGAAGUUACAGAGCCAGAGGAGUUAAUUCAAUCACCGGCUAGUUACGAUUCCAUGGUAUCGAGCGAUACCGCUGAUGAAGGUUCAGAGAAAAGUGUUGUCAAUGGAAUAAAACCUAUUGAAAAUUUCAAGGAUGUAGAUGAAUACAAACCAAAUCGCACCGAAAACAAGUCUGAACAAGGAUCUGCUGCCCGUUCCAUAAACUCGAAGAAUAAUAAGAAUUCUAGAGGACCGAAGCAUGACACUGAAGGAAGUGCACCAUUUUCUUCAGCUUCCAAUAAAAAUGAAGAUAUGUCGAAGGAUCUUAACCAACCAGUUGCUGAACUGUACCCCCUUCCUCAUAAAACGGUUGCGCGAAGACAAAACAUACCUGCUAUAGUAGACCCUCCUCCUAGUAUCAUGUCGGUCCUGAGAAGGAAUAUUGGAAAAGAUAUCAGUUCAAUUCGUAUUCCCGUUGUUUCCAACGAACCCUGUAGUUUACUUCAACGUUAUGCGGAGGAUUUGGAAUAUUCCAACCUUUUAGACAUCGCCAACGAAAGUGAGCCGGAGUUGAAGAUAUUUUACAUCGCAGCUUUUGCUGUAUCAAAUUUUUCUAAUAUGAGACACAAGGAAAGAAGUGUGAGAAAGGUGUUUAGUCCAUUAUUAGGAGAAACGUAUGAGCUAGCUCGUGAAGAUAAAAAUUAUCGCUUUUUAGCAGAAAAAGUGUCACAUCGGCCACUUGUUGUUGCAUGCCAAGCCGACAGUCCUAAAUGGAAAUGGCAUCACUCUCCAAGGCCUAUCCAGAAAUUCUGGGGUAAAUCUAUAGAACUGAAUAUUCAUGGGGACGUGAACAUUCAGCUACAGUGUGGAAGUAAGUUUGUCUUUACGAAGCCUGCUUGUUUUUUGAAAAACGUUGCUAUAGGAGAAAAAUACGUUGAACCUUAUGACCACAUGGUAAUUACUGACUCUACCACUGGGGACAAAGCCAUCGUUCAAUUUAAAGUUGGGGGAAUGUUUUCUGGGCGUUCUGAAGAAGUAAAUGUUGAAGUUGUAAGGUCCGACGGAAGCCAAGAUUCUCGAUGCCUAAAAGGUAAAUGGACGACUUCGUUAGAUUUGGUACACACUGAAACCAAUAAAGUGGAAAAAAUGAUAUGGGAAGUUGGAAGUUUGGUGGAAGACCCUCAAAAGCAUUGCGGUAUGACAACAUUUGCUGCACAAACGAACGAAAUAACAUCGAUUGAAGAUGGCUUGCUUCCUCCUACUGACACUCGUUUACGCCCUGAUCAAAGAUUACGCGAACAGGGCCGUUUAGAGAUAGCAGAACAAUUGAAAUUAGAUCUCGAACAGAAACAGCGAGAGGAACGACAAGAGAUGGAGAGAAACCAAACAUCUUGGCAUCCUAAAUGGUUUUCUCAAGUUAAGACCGGUAAGGAUGAUGAGUCUGACCCUCUUUGGUUUAUAAAAGAAGACCGAGAUAGUUAUUGGUCCUGUCGGCAAAAAGGCAAUUGGUCUAAGUGCCCUCAGUUAUGGUAA
Messenger RNA from Schizosaccharomyces osmophilus, 2835 nucleotides. It is a transcript of the gene osh3, whose product is annotated as sterol transfer protein Osh3. Gene Ontology annotation, cellular component: perinuclear endoplasmic reticulum; intracellular membrane-bounded organelle; plasma membrane. Bases 1 to 2835 code for a protein of 944 amino acids. Gene Ontology annotation, biological process: endocytosis; piecemeal microautophagy of the nucleus; exocytosis. NCBI's taxonomy places the organism in Eukaryota, Fungi, Ascomycota, Schizosaccharomycetes, Schizosaccharomycetales, Schizosaccharomycetaceae. The transcript has a single exon. Gene Ontology annotation, molecular function: sterol binding. The record is from RefSeq and is a predicted model, not a curated record.